AUCUGCAGAAAGCGAGACAACGGAAGAUAAAGUUACGCAGGGGAGUAGCGACGGGACAUGAGCGGGACUGCACUGCACACGACGGAUUGGUACUCAUUACUUGUGGUAGGGAGACUGAAUGGGCCAUUAGUGUUAGUGAUCAUAGAACUCCAGCUCCAUACCAGACUGUGCAUAGUUGAGGAGACAGAGUGUUUCCGCCGUGCCCUGCGUGAGGCAAGGGGGACGGGACUUUGGAUUGGAAUAGAACGAGGACGGAGGAUAAAGUACGUACUCCGAGUAACACCCUUCGAAGGCCGGUCACGGAUAAGGGCAUGGAGGCUAGAUGAUUACCCCCGAAGCCGUCGCUAUGAGGCCGAUCGGGGUAGAGGCGACUCCCGCGGCCGAUGGGAGAGGGACGGCAGAUACGAGAGAUCGGACCGGGAUGGAUAUAGGGACGACAGAUAUGAGAGGUCGGGUCGAGAUGGCUACAGAGGGAGUAGAUAUGAGAGAGGAGAUAGGGACUGGGGGAGUAGAUAUGAGAGAGGAGACAGGGACUGGGAACGACAAGAAGGGUCAAGUGGACGGUUUGAGCGCGGGGGAGAAGCGAGAGAGCAGCGUGAUGGGACACGAGGAUGGUACAACCGAGGGGACCGACGCGAUGAGUCACGAGGACACUAUGACUCGAGGGACUGGUGGAAUGACUCCCGAGAGCAGUAUGAGCAAGGAGGGUCUGGAGGAGACCGGCGCAAUGAUUCGCGCAGUCGAAAUGAGAGAGGGGGAUAUGGUGUCUCAUCAGAACCAUAUCCAAAGUCGCCUGACCCCAACGCGGCCAGGAAAUCGAUGUCUAGAGGCGCAAACGACAGUGCGUCUACUCCCAGGAACUCAUGCGUCUAUUGUAGAGGAGAAGAUCAUAUCAAGAGGGAUUGCGCGGACCUUAAACGGGCAAUAAAAGAGGGACUUGUCGUGCUUGACGACCGCAAGUACGUCAAGUGGGCUGAUGAUCUCGGAGAUGUAUCGAUGUUCCCUUCGAUGAAGGCGAAUGUCGAAGCAAGAAGAAUAAAAACGAGUAAAGGAAUGGAGCCGUUCAGGGGCCAGAGCAUCAAGAUAACCUUUGAGGGGGACAUGGCGACCACACCCAUAAGGGUGGCAGCCACCAAGUCGGCGAGAGGGUCUACAUCGAAGAAAACGGACACGGAUUAUGUGAUGGCAGAGAAGGACGGGCAGCGGGUCGAUGGAGAGGAGGUUAUCCUUUCGCCGCGAAAGCGGGGAGUGAAGAAGUUCUUAAUGAAGAGCUCGCUAGACGAGAUUGACACGGUCGAGCCAUUGACACGGUCGAGCCAUUGAGGCGGGCCCUUCGGCAACCCAUGCAGUGCUCUAUUCUGGAGUACCUGGCGGCAUCGAAGCCGGCUGGUGAUGAAUUACAGAUGA
Messenger RNA from Chara braunii, 1407 nucleotides. The record is from the annotation of a GenBank genome assembly. Lineage: Eukaryota; Viridiplantae; Streptophyta; Charophyceae; Charales; Characeae.